AUUUUAAAUUUAAGGGGGGUUCUGUCUUUAAUUUGCACCCCAGGAAAGAAGAUUGGAAAAGCUGCCCAAAAAGAGAAGAUUUGGAUGGUUUAUUUUUCUUUUUAGAAAAUUGGAGCCCAUCUGCCUUGGGAAGGAAGCAGCAUGGCCUGAUCUUCCCUACAUCGUUGGAAGCCUUUUUAUUUUCCUGAAAAAGAGUGAAUCAGAUUAUUAUUGUUGUUAUUGUUAUUAUUUUUCCCUUUUCCCAGCAUCAACCACAGUUUGGAUCUAAGGUUUUUUUUUUUUGCUUGCUUGGAAGAAUGUGAACCAUUCAAAAUCUAGGGGGAAAGGAGAUUACUGUUGUUUGAGAUUUCUGGUGGAUGUUUGUUGUCUUUUCCUCCACCUUGUUUCUUGGAUUGUUUCUCUUUUGGAAUAAUUCCCUUUAAGAGCAACAGCAGCUGCAGCAGCAAAGGGUUUCAAACAGCAACAUCAAGGAUUUCAAACAACAACAGUAAGGAUUUGAAACAGUAACAACACAACAGCCAGAUUCUUGUUCUCUAUGUGGGGGAGGAAGCUGGACUGAUCCUUGCUGAGCCUGCUUCUGAUGAAGAAGAAGAAACCCAAAAUGGGGGAUUUCGACCCAGAACAUCCCACCCUUGACACAACUUUCUUGUCGAAGGAUGACAGUGGACAUCAUAAACCUAAUACCUCCAGCAUCCCUGAAAUGCAGUCACCUCUGAGGUGGAAAGGGGCAGACAACUGGUGUAUCUUUCCCCAGAAUAUGGAUGGGUCUGAAGAGGUAGAAAGAGAAGAAGAAAAUGAGGGCAAGGCUGAAAACAUACAGAAACCUGGUUUUGUCAAAGGGCCAGUGUUCAAGGGAAUUGCUUCUAGCCGCUUCUUGCCUAAAGGCACCCGGACAAAAGUUAACCUGGAGGAACAAGGCAGACAGAAGGUUUCCUUCAGCUUCAGCCUCACCAAGAAAACCUUGCCAAACAGAUUUCUGACAGUCCUUGGGAACGAUAAGCAAAACGAGACACCAAGUUCCCCAGCAACAGCCCCUCAAACUGACAUUGCCUCUAAAAUCAAAAUAGACCUUGGGGACUCAUCUGGUGCGGUGGAAGAAUUCUCACCGCCGAAGCCUAAGGUGGAAUUGGGCAAGAUCCAUUUUAAGAAACAUUUGCUCAAUGUUACCACAAAGCCUCCCCUGGCUGCUGUGGUGCCUCCACCGCCUCCACCAGCACUUCAAGCACCAGCAGCUACACCAGAAAUUGUGGAAUUGCCAUCAUCACCUCCUCCCCCUCCUCCCCCUCCUCCCCCUCCCCAAAUUCUGUUAGCACCAACAUUAGUACUAACCCCAGCAGUUUUGCCACAAGUUCCUGUUGCAGUAUCAACAAUAGUUGCCCCUGUGUCACCAUCACCCUUAGAAAACAUUGUCCAAAUGACAAAAGAGCCUUCGGUGAAAACAUCACCGGAGACUUCAGACUUGAACACUCAAGAGAGUUUUGUCUUGGAUGAUUCCAAAGAGCAUUUAGCUGAAGUCGUUUUCGAUGAAGCAGAACCAGCCUCGACAAAAAGACAUUCCCACAGUGGGAGGGAAGAAGAAGUUUCAGAUGGGUCAAAAAGUGCUUCUCUCUGUGCUAAAAAACAGAGUUCCAGGAGGAAGUUCUCAUUGUCUGAUGGCACAGUACCAGGUUCUGAAUCUGAUGAAGAUUCUGUAAGAACCUCUUCUAGUCAGAGAUCCCAUGAAAUUAAAUUAUCCACAAGCUCAGAGAAAGAAAAGGAUUCACGAAAGAGCUUUACUCCUCACAAAAUAGAAGAGCAGGUAAAAUCUUCAUCACGGUCUAGAUCUGACAGAGAUGAAAAAUAUUCCAGUUAUUCUCGAGAGAGAGACUCAAGGUACUCUUCCACCCGUUCCAGAUCUGACCGAGAGAGGAGGCGAAGUAGAUCUCGCUCUCAUUCUAGAUCAGAGAGAAGUUCUAGACCCAGUUUGACCUAUUCCAGAUCAGAACGGUCACAUUACUAUGACUCUGACCGAAGGUACCACAGGAGCUCGCCAUACAGGGAGAAGAGCCGAUAUUCUCGUUCUUACGCAGAUAUCAGGAUGAGAGAGAGUUCUGAUUCUGAAGAAGAGUAUCGGAGGACAUACUCCAGGUCUACAGACUCACGGCGCACAUCCUCUCAUUCCUCAUCUUACAGAGACUCUAGAACCUCUUCCUCUUAUUCAAAGUCUGAACGGGAGAGCAGGACAGAAUCCUCUCAUACUGACUCAGAUAGAAAAGGAAAGCCCACAAAAUCAGAAAAAGACACAAGAAGGACUUCAGAAACUGAUGUUUUAAAACGGUGCUCUCCUGUCAGUGAGGUGCAACAUCGAAGAGGAACAUCCUAUUCUAAAGCAGACAGCAGUGUGAAUUCUUCCCGACACAGAUCCACCUCUUCUAAGUCAUCUGUUCCAAAGCCAGAUAAAUUUAAAAGUUCUUUCUGUUGUACAGAAUUUGAGGAAAUCAGAGAGCAGUCUAAUUGUAUAGACUUGGAGGCAUCUUGUAUACAAAGCUGUGAAACAAAAACUGCUGUUCGACAGAAGCCAGAAACAGAAAGGACCGUUUCUCCAUUAAGUCAGUUUAGUGAUUCACCUACUUUUAAAAAGCUAGAAGAAUCAAAAGAAGGUUCUCCUAUUUCUAAGUCAAAUGAACUUGCAGGAAUUGAUAGCCAUGACAGUAUUAAGGAAGUUGAAUCUUUUGUUAAGGUAAAACAUGAUGGGUUAAGAACUUGUUCUACGACAACAGAAACCAAUAUAUCUCCAGAAAGCAGGACCAGUAAUACUGCAUUCUUCUGUAACUCUGAAAUGGAGGCUACAAUGUCUUCUGAUAAUAGUCUAGAUAGAUCUGAUAGUUUAGAUAUAUUUGAAUCACCAUUGCAAGUCAAAAGUCCUAAUUUCAACAAGAUACCAUCUAAUGGGGUCCAAAGUGUAUCGCCUUCUAAAGAACAUGCUCUGGGUGAUUCCCUGAUCCUUUUGAGUGAAUCCAACUGUUCGUUUCAAGAAAAGGAAGAAGUUUCAAUUCCCCCUGAAUAUGAAUGUGUACCUUCCUGUCCUGAGAAUGUAAAUCAUUUUGAAACAACAACAAAAGUGGAUGAUCAAACAGAUCACUGUAGUAAAACCAAAGAUCCACUACCUAGUUACCUUUCAAAUGAUGCCACUCUGUAUUAUUCAGAAGUUGAAAUUGAAGCUGAGCCUUCAGAUAUCAAAGCUACUCCAGGAUCUUUUAAUGCUAUUAACGUAGAGCCGCACAUUGAACCAUUUAAAUCUUCUGAUGUAGAAGAUCAAAAUUCAUCAGGAUCUACUCAUGAAGGUGAAAAAUGUUUUAGACAGUUCAGUUCAUUAGAAAGUAGCCCAGUCAGAGAUUCUUGUACAGAGGAAUACCUUGUGGAAGUGAAAUUAGACAAUCAGUGUGUUGCACAGGAACAGCAAACUUAUGAAAAUGGUUCCUCACAGUUGGAAGUGACUGUGGAGGAGGAGAAGGAAGAACUCUUGGAGUGUUCUGAAGUAGCACUUGAACUAGAUGUUGAUUCUGUUUUUGAAAAAACAAAAUUGCCUUUUAAAAAUGAACAUUCUUAUUAUUUAGAAAGACCACUGGAAGACCCAGAGAAAGAAGAACCUGAUGAGGAUGAAGACUCUGUUACCCUUGACGAAAGAACUAUGUCUGGUUUGAAUGAUCACUCUCCUGAAGUCUCCGUGAUAAAGGACAAUCACUGCUUGGUUGGAUCUGAAUUUUCAGAUGCCAUGUCCCCUUCUUGUGAUAUUGUCAUUGCUGUAGAAGAAACAGAAACUGUACCCGAAGCACCCAAGUGUGACAGUAGCCACAGUAAUCCUGAACUCACUCCUAUUCACAAUGAAGACUAUUUGGAUCUGGCUGAAAGCACGAGUGAACAGGGUAGUGAUGAAAGUGAAACAGAGGACUCUGAUUCAGAUGACAGCAGCGUUCCAAGGAAUCGCCUUCAGUCAGUUGUGGUCAUUCCAAAGAAUUCUACAAUAACAACGGAGGAGAGUAGUCCUUGUUCCUCGCGCAACAGCCAAAGUAACAGACGCUACUUGGAUCACUGGGAAGAUGUUAGGCCAGAAUCCAGCAAAUUGUUCUAUGACGAAAUGCCAAAUGACUUGGAAGAUAAUAAUGGUCUGCAAAAUGAGAGGAAGGGUCUCCUUUGUAGAGAUGUGGAGGGGACUCUAGCAAUAUCUACUGAGCUCAACAGAAUAGAGAUGGAAGAUCUUCAACCCAGUGCCUUCCAACCUCAGAGUGAUGAUGUGGACAGUACAAGUCAGUCAGAGCAAGCAUCUGAUUCUCUGAGCAAGCCAAAUCCAGAUGAAAGAUUAGCAUUAAGCGAAACAGCGUCUCUGCCACGGUCAACUGGUGAAUCACAAGAGCAGGAGCUGCAUUACCAUUCCAGGACCUUUGAAAUGGCUGACAAUAUGUUCAGGUUGCAGACCAGUGUUUCCAAGCCAGACAGUAGGCAGGGGAGGUCUUGUUUUGGCAAUCUCCCUGGCACUGGAGACUUCUCUAGAGAGGAUGGCUUCCAUUCAACAGAGGAAGGCAGCUUGGAGUGGGAUUUCCCUCAACCCGAGAAACCCAGCAGUACUUACCAGCAGCCUGAUAGUAGCUAUGGCAAUUAUUCAGGUUACAUUUACCCACCAGUUUCAGGACCCUAUGUUGGGUCCCAUAAUUACUGGCAUGACAAUGGCUACUGGGACCCAAGAUUGACUAACAGACCCUGCGAGAUGAAUUAUGAGCGGAUUCAAGGGCAGGUCCCAGAUUCACUUACAGAAGAUCAUGAAGAGUAUGAAGAGGUUGACUGUUGGGUCGAUGAAAGCCAGUCCUACUUGCCCAGUCAGUCAGUGAAGUACCAUCCGCGUGACCCCAGAGAGAAGGGUUCAGUGCAGGCCCAUGAGAUAAGCAGUAACUCCGCUAAGGAGCCGAUGGCUGCAAGCGAGCGAAAAGAACAGGUGAGCAGGGCUUUGGAAAGAAAUGACAUGAAAGAGAGGGGGCCGCUGAAGAAGAGGCGGACAGAAUUGGAGAGCGAGUCGGAGAGCGAUGGGGACUCCCAGGAAAGGAAGAAGGUCAAAAUGGAGGGUGAGCGGUUGCCAGUCAUACCUCCGGGGCAUUCUUCAGGAGACCGUCCGUUGUGUUUCAUGGAGGACUUCAGGGACCCACAGCGAUGGAAAGAGUUUGCCAAGCAAGGGAGAAUGCCCUGUUACUUUGACCUUAUUGAAGAAAAUGUGUAUUUGACAGAAAGAAAGAAGAAUAAAUCGCACCGUGACAUCAAACGGAUGCUGUGUGAGUGUCCUACACUUUCCAAAGAUGAGAGAGCUCAAGGAGAUGUGGCAUGUGGAGAAGAUUGUCUAAAUCGUCUGCUCAUGAUAGAAUGUUCUUCAAGAUGCCCCAAUGGGGAGUACUGCUCCAAUCGGCGGUUUCAGAGGAAACAGCAUGCAGAUGUGGAAGUCAUCCUAACAGAGAAGAAAGGCUGGGGGCUGAGAGCGGCAAAAGACCUGCCCUCUAACACCUUUGUACUGGAGUACUGUGGUGAAGUACUGGAUCACAAAGAGUUCAAAACCCGAGUGAAGGAGUAUGCCCGAAGCAAGAACAUCCACUACUAUUUUAUGGCCUUGAAAAAUGAUGAGAUAAUAGAUGCUACCCAAAAAGGAAAUUGCUCUCGUUUCAUGAACCACAGCUGUGAACCAAACUGUGAAACUCAGAAGUGGACAGUGAAUGGACAACUGAGAGUUGGCUUUUUCACCACAAAGCUAGUACCAUCAGGCUCAGAGCUGACUUUUGACUACCAGUUCCAGAGAUAUGGCAAAGAAGCACAGAAGUGUUUCUGUGGCUCUGCGAACUGCCGAGGCUACCUUGGAGGGGAGAACCGGGUCAGCAUUAGGGCGGCUGGAGGCAAAAUGAAAAAAGAAAGGUCGCGUAAAAAAGAUUCGGUGGAUGGAGAAUUAGAGGCACUCCUGGAGAACGGAGAAGGGCUUUCAGAUAAGAAUCAAGUUCUCAGUUUGUCCCGGCUGAUGGUACGCAUUGAGACUCUGGAGCAAAAGCUUACCUGUCUCAAACUCAUCCAGAAUACUCAUUCUCAAGCCUGCCUGAAGUCCUUCUUGGAAUGUCAUGGCUUAUCCCUUCUCUGGAUUUGGAUGGCAGAGCUUGGGGAUGGCAGGGGGAACACAGCCAACAACCUGAAGCUCCAGCUAGAGAUUAUAAAAACGUUGGAGCUCUUGCCUAUUCCCAACAAAAACAUGUUAGAGGAGAGCAAAGUGCUUCCAAUAAUCCAGCGCUGGGCCCAGACCAAGUCUGCCAUUCCACAGCUCAGCGAAGGGGAUGGUUAUUCCAGCGAGAACACAUCGCGGGCUCAUACUCCCCUCAAUACUCCAGAUCCUUCCGCUAAACCUAAUCUAGAGGGUGACACAGACACUCCUAAGAAACUUGCUUUGCGGAGGCUCAAAAUCAUAAGUGAAAACAGCAUGGACAGCGCCAUCUCUGACACCAUCAGUGAGAUUGAGUUGAAGGAAGGCAAAGAGGACCUGGAACAUCCAGAGAGUACCCCACCAGAGACAGUGGAUGAACAACCAGUGCAACAAGAGCCUGCCAAGGAUGUGGCCGUUGAGGCCUCUGCAGACAUCAGCAAGUCUCAGGCAGCAGAACAAGAGGUUGAACCUGAGGCAGAGAUGAAGGAGAGCAUCACCACAAAGCUAGAAGAAUCUGUUGCUGUGGAAACACCUUCUCAAGAUGAAGAGGAAGGCUUGUCAGAUGUGGAGAGCGAGAGGAGUCAGGAGCAGACGGAUAAGAUAGUGGAUAUCAGCGAUUUGGCUAACAAGCUUUUGGACGGCUGGAAAGACCUAAAAGAGGUUUACAGGAUCCCAAAGAAGAGUCAAGUGGAAAAGGAGACCACUGCAGAUCGUGGGCGAGAGUCAACAGGUCGAGACCCAGCUUCUGUCCCAAAAAACCUGAGUAGAGAACGAGACCCCGAAAGACAAAGUCAAAGCAAGGAAAAGAAGAAACGCAGGGAUUCUUUGUCACCCCCAUCAGCGUACGAGCGAGGCACAAAGCGGCCAGAUGACAGGUAUGACAAUGCAGCCACAACCUCCAAGAAGAAAGUCCGGAUCAAGGACCGCAACAAGCUGUCCACAGAAGAACGAAGGAAGCUCUUUGAGCAGGAAGUUGCCCAGCGUGAAGCCCAGAAGCAGCAACAGCAGUUGCAGAACCUUGGGAUGGCUUCCCCUGUUCCCUAUGACUCCUUGGGCUACAGUGCCGCCCAUCACACCUUUAUGGGCUACCCCCCUGGCUACCCCAUGCAGUCUUAUGUGGAUCCCAGCAACCCUAAUGCUGGGAAGGUGCUACUCCCCACUCCAAGCUUGGACCCUAUGUGCUCCCCUGCAACCUAUGAGCACCCUCAGACUUUGGUGGGGCACACAAUUGAACCCACCCUGGCUGCCCCCCAGCCGGUGCCCAUAGUUCAACAUGUAGCAACGACCCUGGAGGUUUCCACCCCGCAGUAUGUAGCCCAGAGUGACCCUGUAGUCCACCAGGAACAGAGUGUUGCGGUCUUGCCAGUGCCGGCCACAGGUACAGUGCAAGGACAGAGCUACGGAGUCUGGGAUUCCAGCCAGCAGACUGUCACAGUGCAGCCACCUUAUUCUCCAGCUCAGUCACAGCCAGCCAUUUACUACCAAGGGCAGGCAUGUCAGACAGUUUAUGGAGUGACAUCGCCAUAUUCUCAGACCACACCACCAAUUGUACAGAGUUACGCACAGCCAGGCCUUCAGUAUAUCCAGGGACAGCAGAUUUACACUGCUCAUCCUCAGGGUGUUGUGGUGCAGCCCACAACAGCAGUAACCACUAUUGUAGCGACAGGACAGCCCCCACCUAUACAGCAGCCAGAGCUUGUGGUGACCAACAAUCUUUUGGACCUGCCGCCACCAUCUCCCCCUAAACCCAAAACCAUUGUCCUUCCUCCCAGUUGGAAAACAGCCCGCGAUCCGGAGGGGAAGAUCUAUUACUAUCACGUGGUCACAAGGCAGACUCAGUGGGACCCUCCAAACUGGGACAGCCCAGAAGAUGAUGCCAGCCUUGAACAUGAAGCUGAAAUGGACCUUGGAACGCCAACCUACGAUGAAAACCCCAUGAAGUCUUCCAAAAAACCCAAAACUGCGGAAGCAGACACUUCUAGCGAACUGGCAAAGAAGAGCAAGGAAGUGUUCCGGAAGGAGAUGUCUCAGUUCAUUGUACAAUGCCUGAACCCCUACCGCAAACCAGAUUGCAAAGUGGGACGGAUAACCACAACUGAAGACUUCAAGCACCUUGCACGAAAGCUAACUCAUGGAGUGAUGAACAAGGAGUUGAAAUACUGCAAGACUCCCGAAGACCUGGAGUGCAACGAGAACGUGAAACACAAGACGAAGGAGUACAUCAAGAAAUACAUGCAGAAAUUUGGGGCUGUUUAUAAGCCCAAAGAGGACACUGAAUUGGAAUAGUGGCUGCAGGAAAGAGUCUUUCAUUAUUCUUUCUUCUCGGAGCCAACCUGCCAUGGAUGUUUUUUUCUGCACAGUAUUUCUGGCUGCAUGGGGGUUGCCGUUUGGAAAAAUGACUCCACCAAUCUCAUGGUAUAGAUGCCCUUCUCUGCAUGCCAGGUUUCCAGAGACCAGGCAGAGGCAGGAGGGAGAAAAAAGACAGUCACACCACGCACCCUGACACCUGGCUGUGGCUCAUCAACAUCACACCUUGACCCCUGUUUGCAAGAAACCCCAUACUCCUGAUCUGGCGGUGCUCAGUUUGUCUCCUGUUCAAGAUCUGUAUGAUAUUUUAACGUAUAUGUGAAUAUAUUGAGGAUUUUCUUUUCUUUCCCCCCUCCUUUUAGCCCCAACAUGUGUUGAUAUCAUGGGAACACUUUGUAAGAAUAGUUCUGAGGGUUUUUCAUUUCCUCCUCUCUCUUUUUUUGUUUGUUCUGUUUUUGGUUUUUCCCCCCCAGAUUUUUUUGUUGGUUCUUUGCAAAGUUUCAUCUGUUAUCAUGUAAAUAUUUGCGAACAGGCUGCCUCAGGGUUUCUGGCAGGCCAUGUGCUAUGUUGAUAAGAUUGAUUUUACUGCUUAAAUCAUUUUACUUUAUCCAAUUUUUACUGAAGUUUUUAUGUAAAAGAAAAAAAAUUAAAAAAUUAAAAUGGCAAUGAAAGAACAAAA
Messenger RNA from Sceloporus undulatus (fence lizard), 9188 nucleotides. It is a transcript of the gene SETD2, whose product is annotated as SET domain containing 2, histone lysine methyltransferase. Gene Ontology annotation, molecular function: protein binding; histone H3K36 methyltransferase activity. The record is from RefSeq and is a predicted model, not a curated record. Gene Ontology annotation, biological process: regulation of DNA-templated transcription. Gene Ontology annotation, cellular component: nucleus; chromosome. Lineage: Eukaryota; Metazoa; Chordata; Lepidosauria; Squamata; Phrynosomatidae.